CUGGCGGAGAGAACACCCAACUGUUGCUGGAGGGACAAGGCUGUUGCACUUCAUGUUCUCAAAGCACUUGCUGCUGUGGGGUUCACGAGCACCACAGUGACAACAAAAAAAGUCUCCACCAGCCUGCUUAGGCAACAACUGAGCUACAUGAACGUUUUGGUUUCGUCCUUUUGCUUAUUUCCAGCCGCACAGUUCCUCGCCCCGAGCGUUCUGGUACCUAUGGGACACAGUGAGAAGCUUGUUCAGGCACGUCACUGCAUGGCGAAUCAGGAAAAACACAGCGGUGUUCAGACCAGCCUGAAGGCUCUGUCUUUUUUCAGUGCAUCAAAGAAUUUUUUGCUAACAAGCAGAUAAAAAAAUGAAGUGAAGGUUAUAAUAUUCUUUGAGAAAAUACAUGAGAAAGUAGCAACCAAUGAACUAUAAGGGGGUCAUUCAAUGUUUAUUUACUUCUUUACCUUGCUUUAGACAAAGAUGGGAUUUUCUAAGAUAAGAACGUAAUAACAAUUCUAAUAAUAAUAAUAAUGACUUGUUACCUCAAUAUGUGGACGUUUGGGAUGCAACUGUUGACAUUAUUUUUGUGUCUUUUUGUUUCCUCGCUCUGCUGUGAAGACACUGUAAUGACGCACAACAUUGAGCCGGUUGUGGGGGGAAUUGACAGAAUCAUCAUUUUGGAACACCAAAUAAUGUUGAGUCUCUGUCGUGAAUACAGUGGCCAAGUCAGUGCAUCUGUUUUUUUUCUUAAUAUCUAUGUAUGUAUGUCUUCCAUGUUUCAGAGUUAGCUAGAGUUUCUUCAGCGAGGCAGCCAUUCUGCAAGCUUUAGCAAAAAGCAACCUGUAAACACGACAACUAACAUUUGUAUUUGAAUGUCAAGCCACUGCAUGAGACUGGAUAUUGAUGAAAAAAAAACAGGGCCCCUUUAAAUCACCGUGACAAUAGAACUCCUCAUGAAACUGUAAUUCCAGACUUGGACAAUAGAUAUUCCCACUUCUUGAAUGAGUGAAGUAUUUCUUGGCGCGUGAGCAUCAUGUUUGACUUGCAUCAAUUACACCUGCACCAGUACUGAUGAAUUACCACUGUUUUAUUUCACCCCUUGAGGCAAAGCAGAAGGUGUGUUCUCCUCCGGACUCAAGUCACUGUCGCCCCUGCAGAGUGACUGCGGGGCUCAGCACGGCUGGUGAGGAUGCAGCGUGAGCCUGCGCACUCCGCCGGCAGAGGAUCUUCAUCAUGUGCCUCUCCUCAGGACUCGCGGAGAAGACUCCCACCGACACAGACCCCUGAUGGCCCACAUGCAGUCGUGAGCACCCAACCUGAGGUCCUGUCCAAACCAUGACUUAGAGGGGGCGAGAUCGAGUCAAGACCCAGUUUUAUUUCCGGCAAGCGUCACAUCCCAGGGCGUGAAAGUGAAACCAUUCGCCUACGUGUAGCUACAGAAGGCGUCUCUGUUUCACUCAGCUGGAUGUCUGCAUGGAGAGGCCACCUAUAUCCAUAUUCACAACGUCCUGCAAAGCUGCACGAGCACUGGCACACACUGGGGGAGGCGUGCACUCGACUGAGCCGCUUGACUGAACAGUGGCAAGUGCUUCCAUCGUGACAGUUUGUCUUCAUCACUGAGAUAACAGCUUGAUGCCUCGUUCAGUAUAUUUACAGUCCACACAGCCCUGUUCUCGUGGCCUCCCUGCUGGGUUCUUUCACGCACACACACAGGUGAGCGUGCUGGUACGGGUGUGUACACAGCAGCAUUAUCUAUAGCCACUUGUGAGUUUCCUUCUUGACCCCAACUGGAGGCAGAAACUUGCCGUCUGAUUCAUGAUCGCUCGGGCAGCGAGCUCCUUGCAUAACUUUGCAUCAAUAAAUGUUUUGCUUCCACUGCAGGGACGCUGUGCGCUUUGACUCCAGCAAACAGAAGCGUAUUAGCACGUGUUUUUAGGACGGUUGUGCACUUGAAUAUAUUUGCAUUCAAUAGUAUUUUCUGCAUUAAGUGAUGCUCAAAAAUAACACUGUAAGGAACCGUACGAACCGGACGCCACGUGCGUGUGGUUUGUGGAGAACAGUGAGACUCGGAUGCAGAAUUAAAGUGAAGCCAUAUAAUGAACGCAAAAACAUGGACAAUAAACAGGCACGAGGGAGAAGCGAGGGCGACCAUUGGUUGUCUAAUUUCUGCUGCCUCUCAUCAAGAAAGUUCAGGGUUUGGCUCCAGCGAGGGACCGUUCUGGGUGGCGUUUGUAUGUUGUGCCUGUGUGGCUACUCCGCUUUCCUCCCACAGGCCACCGACACUCUAAAAAUGGUGGUUAACUGCAGGUGUGUGUCACGUGUUCUCCGAUCACAUUUGCAUAUGACUCAUCAGUAGCCUAGCGGUUAGCGUGUAUCGCUGUGAAGCGAUUUCUGACAGACCCAAAACUUUUGAGAAUUUUUUUCCUCAAGAAUCUAGGAAUGAGGAAGGGCCCCUUUUCUCACGCAGGGAAAAAGAGGGGAACAGGGCGGGUGCUGGAGCAUCACUAGUGGUGUAUCAGUGCGUGCCACACCGCCUCAGGAACGCAGCCUUCCUCAUAUUGUUGAGAAAAAAAUGGACCGUGUCCCCUGGAAUUUAUUUUACAGCUCCACUAGUGAAGAAGAAGGAGCUCAUUCGAAGGCAGAGUUCAAAGAGCCCUCAGCUGGAGACUGAACUGAGCUCAUAUUAAAUAUACUCAGCGAUGCUUUUAAGACUCAAAUAGUCAGAUGCCGUCCUUGUACAUGAUUCUAUUUCACAGAUGAGAAGAUGAGUAUCCCGGCAUGUUUCCUCCACAUCCUCUUCUCAGCCUGACAACCCGUUAGAUGCUCCAGCUCUCGCAGGACCUGCCUGAUUAUCUCUGCUGUCACUCAUCUGUUUCAGCUCCUUCCUGUGGCUUGUGGGAGCCGCUGGCGUGACCUGCGCCUCUCAAUAACUCGCGCACCUGCCAUCAGGUUGGAAGGGUGCGAUAUCGCUUUCUUUGGGGAACAGGAGCUGUGGUUGUGGGCUGCCACUCAGCUGCUCCGCCUGCUGCUGAGCUGUAUUGUCUUGUGGUUUAAUCAACCAAAACUGCAAGUUCCUAUGUGUUCCUUUAAGAUUCUAGUUUGAACAGAUGACAGUCACUUGAUGGGUGGAUCGGCUCCCGCUCCCAGAGCUUCAGGGUGAGGUACGGUCUCAUGGGCGACUGACUGACUUUCUGGCUGCAGUUAAAACGGCUCAGAUACCUCAGAGCUUAGCUUGUAACCUGCUCAGCCGUCCCGCAGCUUUGUACGCGGGCAGUCAUGUGACAGCCUUCAGGGACUUGGCCGCGCUGUUGUGGACCGAGGAAACCAGGAAGCUGUAAAAGAAAAGCUGAUGUAAGACCUGGAGUGGAAACAAAUGAUCCCACCUCUGCUGUCAGGGACAUUUUGUUUACCAGUCUUCAGUUUCCUUCCUCCACAAGCUCACAAUCUCUUGUUUGCUGCAGUCAGUUCCAGGCAACACGUUUCACUGUCGAACACAUGGUUAGAAGAAUCAGAAGAUGUGAUUGUUUCAUUGCAGGAUGAGAUCUGACUGUGGCUAAAAACAGUGCUGACGUUGCUCUGAAAUCUGACAGCAGGUCGAGUGAUUUGCAAACAGAAAUGCCAUUCAGGAGAUCUGUCAUUCACCCAUCUGGGUCUUUUGUAGCUCAAGAUGGCUGAACCAUCUUGGCAAAUGCAAAGCCCCAGAAUGACUGGCAACACUGGAGGAAGUUCAGCUGGAGACCACCUGAGCCAGCCUGACACCAUCAUGGGAGCUCAUCACCAGCCGAAAGCUAUGAGGACCGAGAGGCGCUGAUGGAGGCUGACCGCUUGGUGCCGAGCCCCGCCCCCACCCUCUGGGCCCAGCCAGAGGGAGAGGCCCUCCUCCCGGAGCAGAGGGGAUAUUCUCCCGGCGGCUUGCCCUCAUGGGUUCAGCCCUACUCCCUCGGCUUUCAGGCGUCCCUCUCCUCCUUCCUCAUGCUGGAGCUGGUCCUGGGUUUCAGCAGCAACUUGACUGUGCUGGUGCUCUACUGCUCUCAAGCCAAUCUGGUGGAGUCGGUGAGCAACAUGGUCACCGUGAACCUGCACGUUCUGGACGUGGCCGUGUGCCUGCUGUGUUUGCCCCUGACCCUGGUGGUGGUGCUGCUGCCGCCGGCGCCGAACAUGGCGCUGCUCUGCUGCUUCCACGAGGCCGGUGUUACGUUUGCUAGCAUCGCGACCGCCGUCAACAUCCUGGUUAUCAGUCUGGACCGUUAUGACAUUUCCAUUCGACCCGCAAACCGAGUGCUGACCACGCGCAGGGCCCUUCUCCUGCUCGCGGCUGUGUGGGUCACCUCCGUUGCUGUGUUCUUCAUCCCAGUCGCGGAGCUGCAGCUGUCCAGCAGUGGAGCGGAGGAGACGCCGGCCUGGCGUAACAGAACGGUGCUGUGCCUCGGCGGCCAGGGCGGCCACGCCCCCCCGGGAAUGUACUACCACCUCAUCCUUCAGGUGCCCAUCUUCUUCACCACUGUGGCAGUCAUGCUCUUCACAUACUCCAAGAUCCUGCGAGCGCUGAACAUUCGCAUCGGGACGCACAUGAAGAAGAACCAGAGGUUCAAAGGCCCGAAAAAACACAGGAAGAAGAUGAGUGUAGACCAGACAACCCACAGUCGAGAGUCAGAAGGAGAGCGCUGUGCUGCGGAUGGGACCAAGCGCCUGAGCCACCCGCCUCUGAUACCGUCUCCGUCUCCUACUCCGACAGCGACCUCCCCGCCGGCGCUGCCGUCCUCUGCCCCACUGAUCACCGCCUCAGUCUCCGCCAUCAUCGCCCUCCGGAGAGCCGUGCGGCGGCACAGGGAUCGGCGGGAGCGGCAGCGGCGGGUGUUCAGAAUGUCCCUCAUCAUCAUCGCUACGUUCCUAGGCUGCUGGGCCCCGCUGUCCAUCACCAACGUGCUGAUUUUGGGCAUUGGCCCCACUGAGGCCCUGGUCAGCACGCGCCUCUGGUUCUUGGCGCUGGCCUACGGCACCACCGUCUCACACCCUCUGCUUUACGCUUUCACCAGACAGAAGUUACGGCGCGCCCUUCGAUCGAAGGUGAAGAAGAGGGUGGUCUCCCUACUGCAGGUUGAUCCGUCGCCGGGGGCAACUGUCAUACACAACUCAUGGGUGGAGAAUCGAAAAACCUGCCGGCAGGUUCGUCUGGGGGCCAGUGACGGCACGGACCGAUGCCAGGCCGAGGCUCUCUGAGACCACAGUCACAUGACGGCACAGCCAUUUGCUUCCUGUCAAACAUGGAGAGGUUUGGAGGCGUCUCUCUUCAGUUGAGCCGACUCACGUCCUCCUGAGGCUCCAAGGCAGCCUGUGCAGUUUAAUGCCAAAUGGAGUUUUUCACUUUUGCGACACGGCUUUCAGUGUUAGAUGAAACAGAAAGGGUGCCGCUGAUAGAUUUGUAUUUGGAGAUUUCAGGUUGAAUCUUCUUUGAUUUGACAGCAUCAACAACGCUGAUUUCUGUGGUUCCUAAAUUGAGACAUGUGGACCAGUUAGUUAAGAAUAUUCAUGGGUGAAAGAGGGGAAUAAUAAUUCAUAAUAGAGAGAGCAUUUGCUAAUAAUAAGGAAAGUAAAUAAACUCGUGUCCGUAAGUGUUAGAUGUCACAACUGAGUUGUUUUAUGAAUGUAUCAGUUAUUUAUGUCUCAAAGUUUGAUUUAUGGCCGAUGUGCCGUUCUUCUGUAAAUGUAAAUAGGGUCGUUGGAUCACGUUAUUUCAAUUGUGCAUGUGAUGCUUUGACGGUGUUUCUGGUUUUUAUGCCUCAAAAACGGAGCUUCGACGUGACGACAAAUGAAGCUUGAAAAUGUGACUGACUGUGAUUCCUACAUCACAAUAACUGAAUGUUAACGCACCCUGAUCUAUCUAUCUAUUGAAUAUGAUUUUUCUGA
Synchiropus splendidus (mandarinfish) is the source of this 5898-nucleotide messenger RNA. Its product is annotated as G-protein coupled receptor 22-like. Gene Ontology annotation, biological process: apoptotic process; G protein-coupled receptor signaling pathway; regulation of apoptotic process. Gene Ontology annotation, cellular component: membrane. Gene Ontology annotation, molecular function: peptide binding; G protein-coupled receptor activity. Lineage: Eukaryota; Metazoa; Chordata; Actinopteri; Syngnathiformes; Callionymidae. The transcript is spliced from 5 exons. The record is from RefSeq and is a predicted model, not a curated record. The coding region runs from base 3802 to 5211 and encodes 469 amino acids.